AUGGUCACAGGCAACUGUGAUCCGCGUCGCUUCGACCCUGCUCGGUACAUUAAUGACCACCAGACAGCCGCUGAAGCUGCGAACAACCCUGACGCCUCAAAACGCGAUCAUUUCGUCUUCGGCGCUGGUCGGUGUCUGUGUCAAGGCAUGCACAUCGGCGAGCGGUCACUAUUCCUUGGCAUGUCUCGAUUGCUCUGGGCCUUCAACUUUCGAAAAGCUGUCGAUGCUGAUGGUAAGGAAAUCUUGCCUGACGCAGACGGUCUGACAGAAGGACUGUUCGUUCUGCCGAAAGCCUUCCCGGCAAAGAUCGUACCGAGAGAUCCUGAACGAAUCAAGACGAUCAAAGCUGAGUGGAAGAAGAUGGAGGGGUUGCUGGAUGAUAGCUUGCAAUGGAAGACCCUUCCCGAGGGCAUGAUCUGGAGGAAGUACGAGCAAACCGGCUCAAUCUGA
Messenger RNA from Alternaria atra, 450 nucleotides. RefSeq lists its product as uncharacterized. The record is from RefSeq and is a predicted model, not a curated record. The transcript has a single exon. NCBI's taxonomy places the organism in Eukaryota, Fungi, Ascomycota, Dothideomycetes, Pleosporales, Pleosporaceae. Bases 1 to 450 code for a protein of 149 amino acids. Gene Ontology annotation, molecular function: oxidoreductase activity, acting on paired donors, with incorporation or reduction of molecular oxygen; iron ion binding; heme binding.